Messenger RNA from Cyclocybe aegerita, 555 nucleotides. The record is from the annotation of a GenBank genome assembly. NCBI's taxonomy places the organism in Eukaryota, Fungi, Basidiomycota, Agaricomycetes, Agaricales, Hemipholiotaceae.
AUGUCUAUCAACACCGAAUCCUCUGCUUCUCAGAUCGCUCCCGCUCAAGUUACGGAAUCCAUGGGCAAUCUAUCGAUCAACGGAGCGCCUGACACCGCCGACACAAACACCAACGUGUCCACCCCCAACUAUAACCCCAUGUUUGGCCAGGCUUCCCUCACGGACCAUCUCGAUGGUUCUGCACACAACCCCAUCACCGAGCACCCAUCUGUUGGGCAACCUCCCGUCGUCCAGGGCAUUGUCCGCCCCGUCGACUUCCGUGGGAAUCUCAUCCCACUCUUCGUUCCCGUCGCCGGUUUCGCCUACAUCACACGUCUCGACGACUUCCACUUCGGUAUACUCGACCCCGACACCGGCAAGACCUUCCAGACGUGCCGACUCAUCCUCAACAUGCAGAAGGUGGCGAUCUCCCGCGAUGGUCAGUGGGACUCUCGAACAACUGGCACAGAUAUCGUUUUUACGAGUUUCAUCGACACCUCCGACGAUCCGGCCAUCCUUCAGCUGGACCUUGGUGAACGAGCAGAUGGGGGCAUCUUGACUUCAACCGCGCAGUGA